Molecule: messenger RNA, 3267 nt
Organism: Lodderomyces orthopsilosis Co 90-125
Lineage: Eukaryota; Fungi; Ascomycota; Pichiomycetes; Serinales; Debaryomycetaceae
Exons: 1
Coding region: 1-3267 (1088 amino acids)
Source: RefSeq, a predicted model, not a curated record
AUGAGAUUCAUUUGGUUAGCUUGUAUAUUCAUUCAAUUGGUUCAUGCCAAUUAUGGAUUUGAAGAAUGGAGUAACAAUGAUUUAAGACAAUUCUUACAAGACAACAAAAUUAAACAAGAUCCUAAAUGGGAUAAUGCAAAGUUGAUUGAAGUUGCCAAUAUUGAAGCUAAGAAGUUAGAAAACGGAUAUAAUAAAUUGAAAAGUGAAUUGGAUAAACAGUUGAAACCCAAAAGACACAAUUUGGAGGAUUAUUUAAGUUUUAGCUAUUUAUUUGGCUCUUCAAAUGACAAAAAGCCAAUUCUGGAUUGGUUUUUUGAAAGUUGGGAUUUUGAUUCAUUAACCAGGUUUUUAAAACAUCAUGGUAUUAAAGUUGAUGAAAAGGCAAACAAGAGUGACUUGUUGAAAACCCUCAAGAGUAAAUUCAGUUCCAUUGCUAAAAAAAAUAAAGGAUCCAAUUUUUACCCUGGUGACUGGUUAUACGAUUCAUGGUCAGAAGAUGAUUUGAAAAAUUGGUUAAAUAAUUUUAAAAUUGAAUUUGAUAAAGGUUCUUCAAAGAGUAGCUUGGUUGAAAAAGUGAAGGAGUACAAUUACAAAGCUACAAACGAUAUAAUUGAUACCAAGGAUGCAUUAUUUGAUUCAUUGGAUUUAUUUGAUAAGUCUAUUUUUGAUAAAGGUGGACAAAUUAGAGAUGAAUUUUUUGAAUCUUGGUCUUAUUCACAAUUACGUGAAUGGUUAUAUUUGCAUGGUUUCAUCAACACUAAACCUGAUGUAUGGGUUGGCGAUUUAGAUAAGGAGACUUUAAUUAAAAAGGCUCAAAGCUACAAGAGUUAUCUUCUUGAUGAUAUCCAAACUUGGUUAAAACAUUCUGAGAAAAAGAGUGAACCUUGGUUAUCUAAAGGUGAGCUGGGUAAAGGUGGUAGGGGAGCCAAAAACUUGAUCAAUGAUACCUUCUUUGUUGGUAUUGAAAAUUGGUCCAAAGAUAAAUUGCGUGAAUUUUUAAAUGUACGUAAAGUACCAUAUUCCAUCUUCACUACAAGAAAACAAUUAGUUGAAUUGGUUAAAGAACAUAGAGGUGAUCCAAUUCAUGUUGAAGCUGAUGCUUAUAUUAUUGAUAAUGAUAUCUCAACCAAUUCAAUUAAAGAAUGGUUACGUGAACAGGGCCAAAAUGUUGAUGGAUCAAGACAAGAUUUGAUCACUGCGUUCCAAAAACAAUUCAAAAGUCAUGGAUCUGGUAAAGAAAAUAUUGAUUCACAAAUUAGAUUAUAUAAACCAGAUUUGGAAAGUUUUAAGCAUUACUUGACGAGAAAUGUUGUUGAAGCUGAAUCUAUUGGUGAAGAGAAAUUGAAAAAAGCAUUUAUCGUUGUUGAAGAAUAUUUCCAAAAAGCAACUGAAGUUGCUCGUGAUGAAUUGAAACUGGCUGAAUAUUCAGUUGAAGAAGCUUUGCAAGAAAUUCAAACCGAGAGUUAUGAAUACGCUGCUAAAUUUUUGGAUGAAAUCAAUGAAGAUGAAGAAAAAUUCUCUAAUUUAGUUUAUGAUGCUAAGUUAGCUAGUAAUCAGUAUGCAAGAUCAACUAUUGGAUCAUUGAUCAAAGAUUGGAAAAAGAUUCAACAAACAUUGCUUGGCAAGCAAAGCAAGUCCUCGUCUUCUUGGUUCCAAAAAGGUCAAAAGGAAGUCAAUAAUGGUGGACAAGCAGUAUUGGACAACGCAAACGAUCAAUAUCAAGCAUUGGCUAAGAAGUACGAUGAAUAUUCUCAACAUGCAAAAGAUUUAUAUGAUGAGUAUUUGAGCAGUGUUGACGAUUCAGUUGAUGAUUUGACCAAGAAAGCAGGUAAACAGUAUGAAGAUUUAGCUAAGGAUGCCAAUUACAAGUAUGACCAAUAUAAGAAGCUUUACAAUAAGCAAUCUGAUGCUGUUGCUGAAGCUGCUGGUAAGAAUUAUGAACGUGCUGUUGAAGAAGCCAAUAAGCAAUAUGAUGCAUAUUCCAAAUUGGUUAGUGAUAAUUUGGAAAAUUUACUUGGAAAUGCCGGUAAGCUGUAUGAAUCAGCAGCGGCUGAAGCUAGCAAAAAAUAUGAUGAGUAUGCUGCUAUUGCUGGCGAUGCUACUGACAAUGUUAAAAAAGAAGCGGGAAAGCAAUACGAAUUGGCAUCAGCAGAUGCAGCAAAGAGAUAUGAGGAAUAUAAGAAGUUGGCUGAUAAGAAAUAUCAGGGAUUGUCGAAGCUUGCUAAUAAGCAAUUUUCAGAAUAUUCCAAAUCUGCAAACAAAAAGGCUAAUGAAUUAUCAGUCGAAGCUGCUAAGCAAUAUGAAGAAGCAAUUAAAGUCGCCAAUGCCAAAUAUGACGAAUAUAGUAAGCUUGCUGGUAAGAAAUACGACGAAUGGUCUAAAGAAGCUUCAACAAAAGCUGAUGAUUGGUAUAAAGAAGCCGGUAAACAAUAUGAAGCUGCCGCUAAAGAUGCACUGGAGAAAUAUGCUAAGUAUUCAUCUGCUCUUGGUGCAUGGGCUAGUGAAGUGGGAGCCAAAGCCAAAGUGAAGUAUGAUAAGUACUCUGAUGAUUUAAGCAAACAAGCCUAUGAACAAUAUCAAGUUGCAUCAAAAGAAGCUUCUAAGAAGUACGAUGAGUUUUAUAAAUUGACCGGUAAGAAAUAUGAUGAAUAUUCAGAGGAAGCUUUGAAAGCAUUGGACAAAGCUUCUAAAGAAGCUGCAAAGCAAUAUGCUGCCGCUUCAAAAGAUGCGAGUAAAAAGUAUGAUGAGUAUUCGAAAUUAGCCGGGGACUUGGCCGUUGAAUAUGGACAAAAGGCCAGUGAAUUGGGUAAAGAUGCAGGAGAAAAGAUUCAAACUGCUUCAAAGGAAGCUUGGAAAUCAACUCAAGAUAACUAUGUCAAAUACACUCCAGUUUUCCAAGAUUGGUUAAAAAAUCAAUAUCGAUCAGUAUUGUAUCAUUUGGGUUUAUUCAACAAUAAGCUUUAUGAUGCUGCUGAAGUUGCUAAAGACGGCUUGGGUGACAAAUGGGAUAGCAUAGUCAAGACUUAUUCCAAUGCUGACUUGAAGUCAUAUUUACGAUCAUUUGGUUAUAAUUACAAUUGGUUGUCGAGUUUGAAUCGUAAAGAAUUGUUGACUUUGGCUGAAGCUCAAAAUAAAUUGUUCAAUGGGUAUAAAUCGUUGAAAUGGGAAAGACCAAUUAGUGAAGUAUUAGAAGAGAAAUUGGGGUUGAAGCGUCAUCCUGAGGGAAUAAUACAACAUGUUAAAGCAUGGUUAGGAUUCAAGUGGUAA